Malus domestica (apple) is the source of this 1221-nucleotide messenger RNA. RefSeq lists its product as uncharacterized. NCBI's taxonomy places the organism in Eukaryota, Viridiplantae, Streptophyta, Magnoliopsida, Rosales, Rosaceae. The record is from RefSeq and is a predicted model, not a curated record. Gene Ontology annotation, biological process: transcription by RNA polymerase III. Gene Ontology annotation, cellular component: RNA polymerase III complex.
AAAUUUCUAGGGUUUUUUUUUUUUAAUUCUUCCAUGUCCUUUUUUUUCUUGAAAUUUCACGAGGGUUAGGAUUCUUUUGUGUUUUAUUAGGAUUAUUCCUGUUUCUAUUUGUUUUAGGGUUUCAAUUUUCCAUUAGGGUUAAGUGUUUAUGUAUACCAUUGUAAUUCAAUUGUUAAGAUAGUUGAUAAGUUGAAGUUUCCGAGUUUAUAAUCUUGCAAUCGUAGUAGUUUUGGGUGAAACCAAGAACGAGCGUGAGGCCCCUGGAGCGAUUCCAGUUUAUCUUGUUCAUUGGAUCAUAGCAAUGAGCAAACGGAAACAGCCAGACUCUAGUUCCCCGGCGGACUCUUUGAGCCAGAACGAGCGAAUUCUAUACAAUGUGAUCCAUGGCAAGCAAGAUAUGGGGAUUUGGACACGAGACAUGAAGAAAGAGACAAACCUCCCUGACAAGGUGUUUAACGCAGCCUUAAAAACACUUCAAGCAAAGAAACUGAUACAAGAGGUUGUAAAUGUCCAAAGCAAGGGGAGAAAGCAUUACAUUGCUACAGAAUUUGAGCCCUCCAAGGAGUUAACCGGUGGGGCUUGGUACUCGGAGGGGAAACUCGACAAAGAUUAUAUAAACCUUGUAAAAGAUCAGUUUGCGAAGAUGAUAUAUCAGCAGAAGGUUGCGACGUUGGAGGGAAUUGCAGACGCAAUCAGAAAGACUAAAAUAUUCAAGACCGAGUUUACAAAACAGCAAACGGAGGAGAUUGUGAGGGAUUUGGUUUUGGACAAUCGAGUCAUGGAGGUGAAGAGCACCGGGAUGGGGGAGUUUGCUUCGAUUCAAAUUGGAAAAGUUUGCUAUAAAUGCAAAAGCAAGGGAGGUACUAGAGGAGAAACCAAAGUUGGCGCAAUGGCUUCUAUUCCAUGUGGAGUUUGUCCGCGGAUAAGUCAAUGUACACCGGAUGGGAUUAUUUCCCCAUCAACCUGUGUCUACUUCGCCAAAUGGUUGGACUUCUGAACUGAUUGUUGACCUAGACAAUUGUUAGGUUCAAAUGAAGUUGGAUUCUAAUCGAAGUAAUAUCUUUUUCGCUCAACUUAUACCUUCCUGCUGUAUUUUUCCAGGUUCUCUUCCUCCCUGCCUAAAUAUAACUUGUAGCAAAUCUUUUGGUUGUUUGAUUACUUGUGGUAAUGCUACAUUGGGUUGUCAAAUUUCUGAAAGCAAUUCAUGUUUUACUACCACUA